Molecule: messenger RNA, 1575 nt
Organism: Bombina bombina (fire-bellied toad)
Lineage: Eukaryota; Metazoa; Chordata; Amphibia; Anura; Bombinatoridae
Product: death-associated protein kinase 3-like
Exons: 1
Coding region: 74-1432 (452 amino acids)
Biological process (GO): intracellular signal transduction; protein phosphorylation; positive regulation of apoptotic process
Cellular component (GO): nucleus; cytoplasm
Molecular function (GO): ATP binding; protein serine/threonine kinase activity
Source: RefSeq, a predicted model, not a curated record
AGGGUUUUAGGAUUUUAGGCUCUUGGGGUCUGUAUAUUUUGUGGCGUUAAAGUCAAGAGAUAUCCCGGGCACGAUGAGCGGAUUUCGGCAGGAGAAUGUGGAGGAAUUUUUUGAGAUGGGAGAAGAGUUGGGCAGUGGUCAGUUUGCAAUUGUCCGAAAAUGCAAGGAACACAGGACAGGGGUAGAAUAUGCAGCCAAGUUUAUCAAGAAAAGACGACUGUCCUCAAGCCGACGGGGAGUAAGCCGAGAAGAGAUUGAAAGAGAGGUGGACAUCCUCCGUGAGAUUCAGCACCCCAAUAUCAUUACCCUGCAUGAUGUGUUUGAGAACCGAACUGAUGUGGUGCUGAUCUUGGAGCUGGUGUCUGGAGGAGAGCUCUUUGACUUCCUGGCACAGAAGGAGAGCCUGAGUGAAGAGGAGGCUACGAUGUUCCUGAAACAGAUUCUAGACGGGGUCCAUUACCUGCACAACAAGAGUAUUGCACACUUUGACCUUAAGCCAGAAAACAUCAUGCUUUUGGAUCAGAGUACUCCUAACCCACGAAUCAAACUCAUAGAUUUUGGAAUUGCUCAUAAGAUACAAGCGGCGAAUGAAUUCAAAAAUAUCUUCGGAACGCCGGAAUUUGUUGCUCCCGAAAUCGUAAACUAUGAACCUUUAGGCCUGGAGGCUGAUAUGUGGAGCAUCAGAGUCAUCACUUAUAUUGUACUAAGUGGUGCAUCACCCUUCUUGGGAGAGACAAAGCAAGAGACUUUGACUAAUAUUUCAGGUGUUAAUUAUGAUUUUGACAAGGAAUAUUUUAGCAACACAAGCGAGUUGGCCAAGGAUUUCAUACGCAGGCUUCUGGUUAAGGACCCUAAGAAACGGAUGACCAUUGAUCAGAGCCUGGAGCACUCGUGGAUUAAGGCAAUCAAACGGCGGAAUGUGCGUCAUGAGGAUAGUGGAAAGCUUCCUGAACGCCGCCGGUUGAAGACAACACGUCUGAAGGAAUACACCAUCAAAUCCCAUUCCAGCAUGCGCCCUAAUAACACAUAUGUUAAUUUUGAGAGGUUUAGUCAUGUGCUUGAGGAGCUAGGAGCUGCUGAGGAUGCACUAAAGGAGUUGCAGAAAACUCAGACUACUUCUCGUGAAGACUUGGCUGCCCUGCGCUCCAUCUAUGAGGAGAAAGAGAGUUGGUAUCGGGAGGAGCAAGAGGGGGUCGGACUUGAGCUUGUGGUGCUCCAGCAGGAGUUGCAGCGUGAGGAAGGACAAAGGCACCAGGCACAAGAUGAGCUACGGAGUGCCAUGCACAGCGCCAAUAGCCUGAAGAGGAAGUUUGGGCGCCUGGAAAACCGUUACGAAGCACUUGCUGCCCAAGUUACGGCAGAGAUGAACUUUGUAGAAGAAUUACUUAAAACCAUUGAACUAGAGAGGGAAGGGGAGAGAGGAGUGUGUUAAGGGAAAAUAAAUCAGUGGGUUAUGAAAAAUGAGGGUAUUGGAGAAAGGGUGGCAGUGAAUGGACAUCUGCUGGUAAGGAAAAGAAACUAAGUCUGAAGGAAAGAGGAAAGUGCGCUUAUAUGAAAAGGGAAUUUUGAUGCAGG